AUGAGACUCCUUCAGCUGCUCUGCUUGGCCACACUGGGUGAGCCCGUGGGGGAACUGUGGGGUGUCUACUGCCAAGGCCCCCAGGAGGAGGCUCUGGGCUGUCCGCAGCCUCCCCCUGACACCCCACCUCUCUUACAGCCGCCAGUUCUUCCAAAGGCCCGGCAGAAGCUGUUGAUGCGGACUCAGGCUGUCUCUACCUCUCGUUCCGAAAUCUCCAUUGCCUACAAAGUCCUGGAGGUUUACCCCCAAAGUCGCCGAGUUCUUCUAACGUGCCAAGCACCCCCGGCACCUCCGCCCAUCACCUACUCCCUCUUCGCCAGCCAGGGCAUCCAGGUGGCCAGGAAGGUGGUGUGGACUCACCAGCCCGCCUCCUUCAGCAUCAACGUCACGCUCAAGUCCAGCCCAGACUUGCUCACAUACUCCUGCCAGGCGUCCUCCCUCUCCGGCCCGCGCUGGAGCAGCACCCGGCUGCAGAUGUACUGGGAGCUGUGGGCCAAGCCAGUGUCCCAGCUGCAGGCUAAUGUCACCGUGCACAGUGGAGGAUCAGGUCCCAGGGCAGAGAUGUCCUGCUGGGCACCCUCGGGCAGCCCACCCAUCACCUACCGCCUGGUCAGCAAGGAUGGGCAGGUCCACAAGCAGAAGAGGCCACCCCAUGGGCAGCCCGCCAACUUCUCCUUCCCGCUGCCCCCCAUGCCGGGCUGGUUCCAGUGCCAGGCUGAAAACAGCGUCGGUGUCCAGAGCAGCGCCCUCACACUGGUGCCCCCAGGGGAGCUGCCCCAGGGACCCGCACGCGUGCUGGCCAGCAGCCUCGUCUCCAUCGCAGUUAUGGCCUCCGGGAUGCUGGGCCGGACCAGGUUGUGAGCGGAAUCUGCCCUAGCCCUGGCCUUGCCCUUGCGCCCUACGGAAGGAACCUCCUCUGGGAUGAAGAGGAGCCUCAGGCGGGAGACAAGGGGAGACACGGUCUGAGAACACAGCAGCCGGCGUGUGGGACUCGGGAGGCUGUGAAGACGUGGGUGGUAGCCUUGUCCUGUGUGUAGGACUCACGCUAACCUAGGAGAUUUUAUUUUUUUAUAUGUAUUUUUUUGGC
Molecule: messenger RNA, 1087 nt
Organism: Chinchilla lanigera (long-tailed chinchilla)
Lineage: Eukaryota; Metazoa; Chordata; Mammalia; Rodentia; Chinchillidae
Gene: CUNH17orf99
Product: chromosome unknown open reading frame, human C17orf99
Exons: 7
Coding region: 1-861 (286 amino acids)
Source: RefSeq, a predicted model, not a curated record